AUGGUGCCCUGGGAUGCGGAGCACGAGACCUGGGACACAGAAGCUGAGGAGCGCAUGGCAGCACUGAUGGCGCGCUUCAAAGCGGCUGACCUGGAUGGCAACGGCGUGAUCGACCGGCAGGAGCUCCAGGUGCUGCUGGAGCGUGUGGGAGAUGGGGAGGACGAGGUGCCCAUGCACUGGCUGACCGAUGAAGACAUCGGGGAGGUGAUGGCGCAGUACGACACCAACAGGGACGGCGUGAUCAGCUUUGAGGAGUUUGUGCGCAUGGCCCAGGACAACAUCUUCCUGACCGGGAAGCUGCAGGAGUACAGCAAGGCGUUCAAAGCGGUGGAUGCCGGCGGCGACGGCUCCAUCGGCGCCACAGAGCUGUUCCGGCUCUUUGAGAAGCUGGGCAACCCGGUCAGCUACGACAAGCUGGUGAAGAUUAUGGAGCAGUACGACAAGGACCAGUCGGGCUCCAUCGACUUUGCCGAGUUCCUGCGCAUGUUCCGGGAUGAGCUGCUGGACCUGCAGCAAAUCAUGGAGUUCAUCAAGCAGCGGACCGCGGAGCGGGAAAGCAGGGCGGCGGCCAGGGCCGCUGCCGCCGCGGCAGAGGCGCCGCCCGUGGCGGCGGAGCCCGCGGGGCCUCCCAAGGCCGCGCCCAAGCUGCUGCCGGGCGGCGUGAACCUGUUUUUCAGUGAGGAGGAACUCGAUGCGGUGCUGGCUGCCAACAAGGACAAGGUGGUGGUGCUGAUGGCCAGCGUGACGUGGUGCCGCCCCUGCAAGGCGUUCCAAGAGAACUACGAGAAGGCGGCCCAGCACUACAGCGACGCCGUCUUCCUCAAGUUUUACGGCAACUCUAAUGAGAGCACCAAGGCGCUGUUCAAGGACCGCCUCAAGUGCCGCACCACGCCCUCCUUCUUCUUCUUCCGAGGAGGUCAGAUUGUGGAGAGCUGCACCGGCGCGGUGACCAAGCGGCUGGAGACCAACCUGAGGAAGGCGAGGAGAAGCUGCCCCAUCCGGCAUAGAGCUGCUGUGAACAACUGCGCUUACGGGCCCGAUGGCGACAAGGAGGCGCUGCUGUGGCUGAAGGAGGAGGACUUGGCGACGGUGGCGUAG
Chlorella variabilis is the source of this 1098-nucleotide messenger RNA. RefSeq lists its product as hypothetical. Gene Ontology annotation, molecular function: calcium ion binding. The transcript has 14 exons. NCBI's taxonomy places the organism in Eukaryota, Viridiplantae, Chlorophyta, Trebouxiophyceae, Chlorellales, Chlorellaceae. The coding region runs from base 1 to 1098 and encodes 365 amino acids. The record is from RefSeq and is a predicted model, not a curated record.